AUGGAACAAUGACGUUCCAUUCAAGUUUCCCGAGCGAUGCCGUCCGAAGCACACCGCGUUCCCGUACGUUAAAAAACACAACCCACUUAUUAACGCGAGUUAAUGUCUCAACCAGACGCUAGGAGCGCUGCACUUAACGUCGACUGCUUCGUGUGUGGCCGGGUGCUCAGUAAUGUAUAUACCCUAAAUAAAAACUUUGCUAUAGACACAAUUUUUUUAAGUGGAGUUUCGUUCUUAAUGCACACCCAAGUGUAACAACGCCACUAGAAUAUAAACUCAACGUCAGUGUAGUUUCAAGUGUCCAAAAUGAACUUCAAAAUUACUUUGGUGUCACUAGAGUUCUCUCCUGUUUGUGACAAGUUUGACUGAUCUACAAAGUUACAGACUGUGUAAAUAAAAGUAUAAUAUUCAGAUGCGUCUACGUGCAACUGUGUAAAAAAAAUAAUUCAUCAUCGUAGGUAGUGCGGUAGUGAACAGUUUGAAAUGCUGAACUGAAGAAGUCCAUAAGCCUCGUGGUAAAACGCAGAUCUACAGAUUGUGAGCUUUGCCGUGCGAAGAGUUACGCCAGUUAAGAUAAGCCCCAUGAGCCGGACGGCGGACAGCGGCUGAGAGGAGAGGACCCCGAGGAACCGCGAUGAGCUCGACGGGCGCCGCCGACAGCGCCGCCCUGGUGGCGGGCGAGCGAGAGGACGCUCAGCGACAUGAGGACCAGCACCGCCCGAGGUCGCCGCGCGACGGGCAGCCUCACCUCGAAUACGAGCACGAGCUGCCUGGCGUCGACAACCCUGCCUUCCAGGAUACCAGCGAGGUGCCCGUGCUCCACCACAAUGGGGUGGACGGCGCCGCGGCGGUGCUGGGGUCGCCGGGCGCGCUGGUCGACCUGCGCGUCGACGCCCGGUCCGACGACAAAGGGGUGGCGGAGGCCGUGAACCUGGAGCUCGUCAACAUGAACCCGGGCAACGGCGGCCUCAACGGCAUCCCGGCCAAGAAGGAGGGCGGCGAGGACGCGGCCGAGGGGUACGCCGACCCCUACGACGAGUACUUCGUGCCCGUCAACGAGCACCGCAAGUACAUGAGCGACCGGCCCCGCAUCACCUUCGCCCUGCCUGCGGAGGGCGCGAGCUCCGGCGUGGACCGCGCCGGGCUGUCGGUCUCUCCGCCGCUGGAGGGCGUCGUCGAGUAUCGCGAGUGGAUGACAAAGUCGGCGAGGGGCGAGAAGCUGUACGUGACCAAAGACAAGAGGAGGUCGCAGUCGUGGGGCAGGAUGGUGCUCAUGGGCAUCUGCUGCGUAGUCGUCGCCGCCGCCGUCGUCAUAGGCGCCCUCGCCGCCACCGGGGUGAUCCUGAACCAGCAGGAGGCCAUCGUGGGCGACGCGGCGAUCACCAGCCGGCAGUUCAGCGGCUCGGCGAGCCCCGUGCUGGAGUCGGGCGCCGAGGACCCCCCGCAGGAGGCGUCGUCCUUCUCCCCGCCGCCGCCCAUGUCUCGCGAGCCCGACUUCCCCCCCAGCACGGAGAUGAACCAGUACUACGUGCCGAGAGUGCUCGAUGGAGAGUUUGUCAUAGACAACAUGGAGUUCGAGCCUGAGCUGGGUCAGCAGGACUCGAGACAGUUUCAGAAGUUGGCAUCUUCACUGGAGAAGGAGUUGGAAAAAGCCCUAUUUGACUACCAGUCCCUGCACUAUGGCGCAGCAGACAUCAGUACCAAAGUCCUGCAGUUUUCGCCCGGCAGCGUGGUGGUGAAGUUCCGCAUCGGCUGGCUGUUCAAGGCCGGCCUGCGCAACCCGCCGGACCCCAUCCAGAAGGACGACGUGCGGAGGAGGCUGGAGGAGCACCUGGAGCGGCACGGCGGCUUCCUUGAGUCCUACCACCUGCCGCCGGCGUCCAUCAGGGCCGGGUACGUGAUCGACAUGUGCCAGUUCAACAACGGCCAGUGCUCGAACGAUUGCGUGUUCGACCGCCGCAGCUUGGACUUCGCCUGCGGCUGCCCGCCGGGUCAGGCGCUGGACGCCACCGGGAAGAACUGCUCUGCGGAAAAUCAUGUUCCAGAGAAUGAGAUUGAAGAACAUGAAAUAAGAAAAGGUGUUAUUCAUACUAAUACAGAGGUACAGUCACCUGAAAUUAGGCCACACACAGAAUUACCAAUCCCUGAACCUCAGCCUGGUACAGAUGUUCCGGUGUCGGAGCCAGAACCACAUACAGAUGCACCAGCAGCCGAACCUCAGCCAAUCACAGAUUUGCCAGCCGCAGAGCCUCAACCAAUUACUGACAUGCCAGCAGCCGAGCCUGAACCAGUUAAUAAUGUGCCAGCCGCUGAGCCUCAACCAAUUACUGACAUGCCAGCAGCCGAGCCUCAGCCAAUCACUGAGGUGCCGGCAGUCGAGCCUGAACCAAUGAAAAUUGUGCCAGUAGCCGAGCCACAACCAAUUACUGAUAUGCUAGCAGUCGAACCUCAACUAAUCACUGAGGUGCCAGCAGCAGAGCCUGAACCAAUUACUGAUAUGCCAGCAGCCGAGCCUGAACCAGUUAAUAAUGUGCCAGCUGCUGAGCCUCAACCGAUCACUGAGGUGCCAGAAGCCAAGCCUGAACCAAUUAAAAAUUUGCCAAUAGCAGAGCCUCAACCGAUCACUGAUGUGCCAGCAGUUGAACCUCAAUCUAUCACUGAUGUGCCAGCAGCUGAAUCUCAACCUAUCACUGAUGUGCCAGCAGCUGAGCCUCAACCAAUUACUGAUAUGCCAGCAGCCGAGCCUCAGCCAAUCACUGAGGUGCCAGCAUCUGACCAUGAACCAAUGAAAAAUGUACCAGUAGCCGAGUCAAAACCAAUUACUGAUAUGCCAACAGCAGAGCUUGAACCUAUCACUGAUGUGCCAGCAGCCGAACCUCUACCUAUCACUGAUGUACCAGCAGCCGAACCUCUACCUAUCACUGAUGUACCAGCAGCCGAACCUCAACCUAUCACUGAUGUACCAGCAGCCGAACCUCAACCUAUCACUGAUGUACCAGCAGCCAAACCUCAACCUAUCACUGAUGUACCAGCAGCCGAACCUCAACCUAUCACUGAUGUACCAGCAGCCGAACCUCAACCUAUCACUGAUGUACCAGCAGUCGAACCUAAGUCUAUCAUUGGUGUACCAGCAGCCGAACCUCAACCUAUCACUGAUGUACCAGCAGCUGAGCCUCAACCAAUUACAGAAGAUUCACUUUCCAAACUAUUGUCAAGUACAGAGCUCUUUGAAACUGAACUUGGUCCUAGUAGUGAUCCAUCAAACAUCGAAGGUUUAUCAAAUACUGAGAUAAUACAAAUGGGCCUGCAACCGAUGCUAACUCUGCAGCACAAAAGUAACAAAUCAUCUGAAGCAGAAUUAUCACCAGGUACAGAACUACCUAAUGAGGUACCAGUUGGUAGAGAGUUUAGCCAGUACCAUGCUUCAGUUACAGAAUAUCGGCCAGCACUGCCUGUCACGCCCAAUGAGUUAGAGAGUGAAACAAAUAAUGCAUUACAUGUGUUGGCUCACAGUGAAUCUCACACAGAGCACACUCAGUACAAUAAUUCUAACAGUGUGACUAAUAAUGUAGAUGAUUUCAGUUCAGGAAUUAACAUAAUUCCAGAAGAAGAAACUGAAGUAUUUGGUGAACAUGUUAAUGAAACAGACAUUCAAAGUACAGAACAUCAAAACUUGCUUCUCACCGAAUCCAAUUCUUCAGAAAUGUCAAUCUCGGAUCAGUCGAUGACCACUGAAGAACUACACAGCUCAGAAAAUAGUACAGAAACUCAUCCACACGAAAACGAGCUUUAUAUGGACUAUCGUACUCACUCAAAUCAUCAGAAUGAAUUGGCUGAUUCUUCAGCACAUUCACGAUCUGAAAUGCCAAACUUGGAUGUGCAAGAAAUGACUACGAAUGUAAUGGGAAAUUCAGAAAUAAUCAACACUACUGAGGAGCUACCUGGUACAACAGAAAUUUUACAUUUUCUUGGAAAUGUGUCUGAAAAAGUGGAACAUGGUAGAGAACAUGAAAUGCUGGAUAGCUAUCACCCCAUGGAUCCGUUUUUUAACAUUACAAAUGAAGUUGAUGGACGACGUAAACUCUCAAGAGUUGAGAACGAAGUUACACACGGUGACGUAAAUACCACCCCCUUGGUUGGAACUCCUGACAUAAGAGAAGAACAUAACAUUUCGUCUGAAAUGUUUCCGACAAAUGAUGAAAGAACACAGCUAGAAAAUAAUAUAAAUAAGUACAACCUUGAUAUUAAUGAUGAAACACUUUCAAACUUGGGUGACAUACUAGGUCACAAUGAAAGUGAUAACAAUAGUUUAAGAAAUCAAAGUGAAAAUUAUUUUAAAUCUGGUAAUGAGACAGCUGCUAAAGAUAUAAUUUCCUCCAUACAAAACAAUGUGACGCUGCUUACAGGUGAAGACAAAAAUGUUCUUGAAAGAAAGACACAUCAUGAAAAAGAUCCAUCACUACAAUCUAUGCACACAUUGGUUUAUGGACAAGAUUCAGAUGAAACGCUUAACGACACCAAUGAAAAUGAAACAAGCACAGAGUUUGACGAAAAUUUUAGGAACAUUGUAGAAGAACCUGGGUUUGUUCUCGUAAACCUGACCAAAGUAAACAACCUGUCAGAGUCUGUUUCUGCAACAACAAAUUCUAAUGAGGUGAAUGAAGAGCCAACUGAAAUCCAUGAACUUGAAUCUGAUGGAAAGAACAUGUCAAGCGGUAGCGCUAAUGCCAAGCCAACCGUUGAUGUGUUGCAAAAUAAUGCCACACAGAGCCUAGAUACCACAGAAGAUUCUGAAAAUCAUAUUAAGGAAAAUUUGGCUUCAGAAAAAGAUGCACAUAACUCAACGUUGAAGGACAACCAUAGUAAUUCUGUUUCUCAUGAAGAUAAUUUUAAGAAACGUCCUAGGCUUGAUGAUGAUGAAAUGUUCAUGGCGAAUCCUCGUGAAAACAACAGGACAGAAGUGAUAGACGAAGAUGAAACUAUGUCUGUCUGGCAGCCUUCUGGGGAAAUGGAACAUUCUAAUAUUGUGAAUGAUGAUGUACACAAUGCUUCUGAAGUACUAAACCCUUCAAAAAUUAAUGAAACAUUAAUCAAGGAUGAUAAAGGAGUAAAAGAUGAGACGGGACCACCAAAUGAUGUACUGAGUGAACAGAUUAAUUCAGGAAUAUCUCAUGGCCUGAUCGAUAGUAGACAGAAUGAUUUCAAUACUACAAAUCCUGAGAUGACUGCUACAAGAAAUGAAAAUGGAGUGUCUUCAAACGGGGGUGCUAAUGUUUCAUCACAGGAAAAUGACAUUGAUGACAUCUGGAAUGAUCAUUCUAACAUGACUAAACAAAAUUCAGGGAAUAAUGCCACAGCCAGACUUUCAUCUCAGAUCCCCAUGCAACAAGAUUUUCCUGCAGGUGUCGAGGAACAAGAAAUUAAUGCCAGUACAUCUCCGAAAAUUCCAACCAGCUCAAGUGAGACUUUAGCAGCUGAUAAUGACUUGCUUCCAAUUAGUCAACCUUCAGAGGCUGAUCAGGGAUUGGAUAAACCAUUGUCUGUAAUACCUCUAGAAACAUACCAAGGAAAUAAUUCUACUGAUAUACAUGAAGGAACAAUUCCCUUCAAAGUAAGCAACAUGACAGUUAACUCUGUAGCAGACAAUGCAACAGAACUUCCUGGAACCGUAGGGAUUGUGCCAGAGGAAAACCCACAUAUGCUUGCAACUAAUGAAACGAGAGAUACAGUUUUGCCAACCAUUUAUUUGGCUAACAGUAAUGUGACUGCAGCUACCGUACCAUUGAAAAGUCCUGUGGAAAGUGCUAAUAUUACAGAGAAUAGGAAUACAAUCGCAAGUUCCGGACCAGAAAGCAUUAACAUCGUUUUUCAACCUGAAACAUUAGCUACAGGCUCUGAUACAAAUUAUGGAAUUGUAAAAGAAGUUACAGAGCCAAAAGUUCAGGGAGGUGGGAAUUUUACAUCAGCUGGUAAAAGUGACGACUUGCGCACAUUCAUCUCUGAGGAUCUAGAGAACAAGCUUGUGAAUCAUGUUGAUGCAAGUCAUACAACGCCUUCAACAAAAGAGCAUUUUGUUGAGGUGUUGCGUAUUCCACCAACAACAGACGGGAACACAAUCCCUCCUACUUCGCAUGGUGUUUCACAGUUGGGUGGUGACUCAGUCAUGGAAGACAUGGCAUCAUUUAAUUUGAGCAGUUCACAAUCGCCCAUAGAUGAAACGGUACUUGUGGACAAGGUGAAUUCAGAAGUACUCAUUGAUAAAACAGAAGUGAAGAAAAAGGAUUUGAGCAAUGUCAACAACAGUAAAAAAACAACUAAGGCAACCGAAACUAAUUCAUCUGACGAUGAAGGAACUUCCACGGGAAAAUUAACUAACGGCAUUUUUGAUAAGAAAGGAAAAUAUGAUAAAGAUCCAAAUAGAAAGGUUGAGAGGAUAGCCGUACUUGAAACUAAUGAGGAAGUGCUUAAUAGCUCCAACAAUUCAACGUCAUUGUUAAUGACUUUAACAAAGGCAAUGACAACAGAAAAAAUCCCUGAAGAUCAAGAUGCUUUAGAUGUACAAGAUGAAAAUGAAAACGCUCUGCACAUUAUUUCGGAUCCUAGUGAGGAAAUAAACAAUGUCAGUGAGGGUAACGUAAAGGAGAGCAAGCGAGAAAAGAAAAAAUCGGACAAAACAACUAUAAAAGAAGCAGUGACUGAGAAAGCAUUGAAGACAUUAGUUCUGAAUUCCAAAAAUAGCAGCACCUUUGACAUGGCUAACGAGUCUGUAAUACCUGAGAGAGAGAUUCCUAUCAUUGGUCAAGAGUUUCUUGAGAAUACUUCUUCAAAUGUAUCUUUUGAAAGAAACAACAGUCAUGAUGUCCAAGAUGUCAAAAUCCAUGUUUCAACUUCAGCCAAGGAAAAUGUCAUAGACGAUCAGCCAUCGGCCAACGGCAGGUUGGAAUUGCUGCCAGGUGACGGUGGACUGCCAGAGAAUGUGGUGGCGCAGACCCUGAAAGUGGAGGGGGAGAGCCCCAGGCAAGACGGCACAAGCAUGAACGUAGCUGCGAACUCCUCCGGGUCCGAUCCUCCGAUGGAGCACCCCACAGAGUCUCUGCUCAACGACCCUGUCACCUCCGAGGUUGAUGACACACCUGUUAGGACAGUCUCAACGAUGCCCACCAUAACGGCCAAUGACUUCACCAAGCUGCUGGCGGCCGUCGGAAUUUCCCAGAUGAAUGGCAGCACCCAGGAUGUGGCGUCAGUUACUUUCUCCAAGUGCGCAGCGGGUCAGUUCCAGUGCGCCAACGGCACGUCCCGGGAGGGGGCGUACUGCGUGGGGCUCUCCGCCAAGUGUGACUCCGUCAACGACUGCUCGGACGGCAGCGACGAGGUGGGCUGCGUGGGGGACGGCUGCCCGGGCAACUUCCAGUGCGCCAGCGGGCAGUGCCUCAAGAGGCACCUCGUCUGCAACGGCAUGACCGACUGCGAGGACGGCAGCGACGAGGCGGACUGCGACCAAUGGAAGUGCUUGUUCGACGAGUUCCAGUGUCCGUCCGGCCGGUGCAUCCCGGUGCUGUGGCAGUGCGACGGGAAGCCCGACUGCGCCAACCACACGGACGAGUACAACUGCCAGAGCAACUGCGGGAAUGACGAAUUCCUCUGCCCCGAACUGUGGUGCAUCCCCUUGACCUGGAGGUGUAAUGGGGAGCCAGAGUGUGCCAACGGAGAAGACGAGAAGUUGUGCGACUGCGCGCUGGACCAGUUCAAGUGCGACACGGGAGGCUGCGUACCGGGCUCCCAGGUGUGCGACGGGGUGGAGCACUGCCCGGACUCCAGCGACGAGUGGGGCUGCCUCAAGGUCAAGGACGACACCAACAGCUUGCAGAUAAGGUCGUCGGACGGGGCGUGGCACCCGGUGUGCGGGGAUCGCUGGGACGGCAACGUGAGCGACCUGGCCUGCCGGGAGCUGGGGUACAGCAAGGCGGUGUUCACCGACAUCUCCCCGCGGCCCCAGGACGGCGCCCCUGCCGCCUCGUAUUACGCGCUGCAUCACGCCGGCGACCUCGCGCCGACCGGCCGCCAGCCGUCGCUGCUGGCGACGCUGGCCGCAAGCCCGGAGUGCGACAGCGGCUCCGCCGUCGAGAUAUCCUGCCAGGAGUUCUCGUGCGGGAUCCACAGCUCCGCGGACGGCAUGGCAGCGCGCCUCGUCGGGGGAGACCGCGCGAGCGGCGGCCAGUGGCCGUCUGUGGCGCUCAUGUACCACGCCGGCCACAGGGCCAGCUGCACCGCCAGCAUCGUCAGCCCCGUGUGGCUGCUCACCUCCUUCAACUGCCUCAAGUCCAAGGACAAGGCGCUCGCUCCGGACACGUGGGCGGUGUUCGCCGGAGGCUCCAUGUUCGACGAGGACAAGCCGGAGAGGCAGAUCCGCAAGGUGCAGGCCAUCGUGCCCCACCCGCAGGCAAAGUUCAACCAGUUCGUGUUCAACGACGACCUGGCCUUGGUGCGGCUGGCCGACCCCCUGGCGCUGACGCGCUACGUCAGCGCGGUCUGCCUGCCCGAGGAGGAGAUCGAGCCGCGGCAGCUGUGCGUCACGGCCGGCUGGAGCUACGCUGCGCCCGGAGAGUUGAACUUCACCCCGUACCUGAACUACCUGCCGAUCCCCACGAUAGAGCUGGACGUGUGCAACUCGACCAAGCACUACUCCGGCUACAUCGGCCCCAGCGACAUCUGCGCCGGCUUCCUGGACGCUCGGAAGUCGCCAUGCUAUAACGACGAGGGCGCCCCCCUGAUGUGCAUCAGCGAGGGAGGGGUGUGGGAGCUGCAGGGGGUGCUGUCCUUCCACGGCAACUGCGGCCGGGGCGAGCACCCCGCCAUCUUCAGCUCCGUGCGCAGCUCCCGGGGGUGGAUUGAGCGCACCGUGGGGUCGCGCUUCCAGCACAAGACUGCCUUCAACGUCCGCCGGCGGUAACGUCGAUCCUCGGGAGACAAGACUGCCCAAGCGAGCGUGCCAGAAACCACAAGCGACAAGAGCUGUAGAGCAGGUUCUAAAAGUCAUUAAACCCUUCACACAGUCAUGAUCCCCUCCUUCGCCCUUUUGUUAUCCACGAAAUAGCACGGCCAUUUGGGGGCAGAUGCAAUAUUACUUCUGCUCAAAUGUAAAUUAGGGCGUACCUUUCCACGUCACAUCACAAUUUUCACAUGUGAAUCAUUUGUGCAGGAGUAUAGUGACUUUUGCAGAUGUAGAUUCUCACAUCUGAAAAUUACGGGAGGUUACGUUACAUUCACUUGCGAACUUGGUGGCCGUGAUCGUAAAGGAGACUGCAUCAUGAAGAGAUUGUGACGUGUUAAUAUUGGAACAUUUAACUCGUGAAAUAUGUCAUGUAAAAUAUUUGUUCAGACUAGUGCAUCACACACUCGAAUCACAUAUAAUAGCUAGUGUGUGAAAUUUAUGUUUGUAAAUAGUGGAUAAUAUUAUUCAUUGGACAUGUUGAAUUAAAUGCAAAGGUAAUCAAAAUGCAGGAGUAUGAAGUGUGGUUGUAUACAUUUUGUAAAUUGUGAAAAAUUGGUUUUGUGUGUAACCCUUAGUUCAAGACUGUCAAAACAAUUGUGAUGAAAGUGAUUUAAUUUAAUACUGAAGUGGAUUUGUGAAAAAUGAUUAUUGUUAGUUUGCAGCUUGUCUAUUUUUUUUUCUCACGAAAAACUGAAAACAAGUUACCAGAAUAUUUUGCACUGUUCUGUCUGCAUGAAGCACAUUUCGUUACUAGUUUCUUCUUUCCCUUUUCUAUAUAUCCACAAGAAGUGAAAAAAUAUACUUUUUUUGAGAGUAACAGACUUGUAGACACUUAAAGUUAAAAGAUAAAAGCUCAAUGUACACCAUGUGAAUGCAGUAUGUGUGAACUUUGUAGUUAUAAGAAAUAUAUUGCAGAGUAAUAGUAUAUUGAUGCUGAAUAUCCAAACUCUUGAUAUUUUCUUCUCAUUGACAUUAACAGAUUUUAUGUUCUGACAAUAGGUAAAUGACUGGUAUUGCAUUAUUAAUCACUGUACUUAAUAUUAAUUCUUGUGUAUAGUGUUUGAGUUGAAAUGUGACUUUUUACGGAACUCUAUGGAGCGUACAGAGAAAUGAAUUGACAAUUACGUGCAUCAAGUAUCGCAUGGCAACAGUUACGCUUUGGAGAACUUUAUGUCAAGUGAAAGGUGAAGAAAGUGUUUAUUUUAAAAAUAUAAAGUUUUUAAGUUAGGCUAUUAGUUUUGUAUAUAUUUAACAGAAUGCAAUAAUGGCAACAUACUUUUUUUUUCUAGUUGCCAUGAAAUAUUAACUUCUAUCUGCCCUUGGAAUGGUUUUCUUUCAGUUUGUGCACACAAAAUGUUGGCGAAGAGUUGAGAGAUAUUUUGUUCAGGUGUUACAACACACUAUGAUUAGCUAUAAAAUAAUAGUUGUGUUACGUAUACAAUGUAUCAGUAUACUAUGUAUGUUGGAAAAUUAUGAAAUGUAAUUAUGUUAAAGCUGUAUUAAAAUUGUUCCUGUUGAAUAAUAGAAUUAGUAUGAUGCAUGUACGUACAUCACAGCUGUGGUGAUAUUGUUGAUUGAGAAUAGGUUUCAUAUUCUAACUCCGUCCACAAAGGAAUUGCAAGCUUCUCCACAAUUUUAUUUUAUAACUAAAAGUGCAUAUUUAAUUUUUUUUUCUUGUGGCAGGUGCAUGUAAAUAUUUACUGUAAUAUACAGGAUUUUUUUCUAAUCUGUAUUUUCUGAAAAGAACUGUUACAUUUUCUUGUGUUUAAAUAAAAGUUUGACAAAA
Molecule: messenger RNA, 10778 nt
Organism: Bacillus rossius redtenbacheri
Lineage: Eukaryota; Metazoa; Arthropoda; Insecta; Phasmatodea; Bacillidae
Exons: 21
Coding region: 635-8950 (2771 amino acids)
Biological process (GO): proteolysis
Cellular component (GO): membrane
Molecular function (GO): serine-type endopeptidase activity; protein binding
Source: RefSeq, a predicted model, not a curated record